AUGGAACCCAGGCUGAAGCUGUCGAAGAACUCAGACAGGCCGGAGGUCGACGCUACCCUGUAUCGCAGCUUGGUGGGCAGUUUGCGGUACCUCGUGCACACACGUCUAGACCUCGCAUUCGCUGUCAGCUAUGUUAGCCAUUUUAUGGAAUCCCCGCGAGAUGAUCACUACGCAGCAGUGAAGCACAUUCUGCGCUACAUUGUGGGUACAUUGCAUUUUGGUUGUCAUUUCAAGAAUUUGGGGAAGAAGGAAUCGCCUCUGCUGGGAUUUUCGGACAGUGACUUUGCCGGAGACGUAGAUGAUCGGAAGAGCACCUCUGGAAUUGUGUUCUUCCUCGGAUCAAGUCCAAUCGCUUGGCAAACUCAGAAACAAAGAGUGGUUUCGCUUUCUUCCUGUGAAGCAGAAUACAUCGCUACCACUAGCGCGGCAUGUCUGGGUUUUUGGCUGGCACGGUUGCUGGCCGAAGUCCAGGGAAAUGAUCCAAGGGUGACUGUACUCAAGGUUGACAACAAAUCAGCGAUCUCUCUGUGCAAGAACCCGGUGUUUCAUGAUCGAAGCAAACAUAUAGACACCAAAUUUCACUACAUCAGGCAAUGCAUAGAAGAGAGACAGAUUGAAGUGGAGUUCAUCCCUUCGGACGAACAGGUUGCAGACAUCUUGACGAAGCCGCUGGGGCGUGUGAAGUUUUGUGACUUUCGCAGCAAAGCAGGCGUAGUUGAGAUCACUGGUUGA
Molecule: messenger RNA, 732 nt
Organism: Phragmites australis (common reed)
Lineage: Eukaryota; Viridiplantae; Streptophyta; Magnoliopsida; Poales; Poaceae
Product: secreted RxLR effector protein 161-like
Exons: 1
Coding region: 1-732 (243 amino acids)
Source: RefSeq, a predicted model, not a curated record